GUGAAGAAUGGUAGUUUUCCCGCUUCUCGGGCCAAGACGUUAUCGAGAAUUCGAGACUCAGUGAUAAAAACGAUUAUUUGAGGAAUUUACACAAAACAACCCGUCCUUUGCAGAUUUAAUAGAUUCUUUUUAUUUUCGUUAUUCCGACAAUUACUUCUCGAUAAACUCUAGCUUAAUAGUGUUUUUCUUGUACCUCAUACAAGUGCUUUGUUUGGGGUGGAAAAUGUCCUGCUGGUCAAACGUCGUGACCGGGUUCAAUGCAAACGACGAAACAAUCAAUUUCGGAUCGAGGCCGGUCGCCUUGGUCGAAGAUUCCGUCUACGAAACAAAAACAGUCGCCACGAUAGAAUCCAGCUCUAAAGUUAGUGACACCACGAUAGAAUCCAACUCUAAAGAAAUCGAAAAUACAGCUCCUCUGUGCAGAUCAUUUUAUCUAAAGAACUAUUUGGGCUUAACAUUGGAUAAAACAUUUCUGCUGUUUAAUGACUUAUGCACUACUGUGAUUAUCAAUCACUCUUUUGAUAAUGUGAUUGAUGCCUUCCACAUAACUGGUGAUGGAAAGUUUUCCUUUUUUGCUUUAGCCUCAUUUGAGUUGUUCUGCAUGGAUUUGACAUCUCCUGGGAAAAUAGUUUUUAAAACGACAUUGCCAUGCUCUCCAGAAAAACCAGACAAAGUUGAACAGUUAAUUUCAAAGCAAUCUGACAUUUUCUUCAAUCUUUACAUUCUCUUCAGCAGUGGUAAAAUAUUAAAGUUACCUCUUGAAGACAUUCCAAAUUAUGAAGGGAAUAACGAGAGCAAAACAAACUUGGAAGUUGUAAACAAUGACAUUGUACAAGACCAUAAUUUAGUGACAGCAAUGUUUUGCUAUCACUUCUGUGAUGACAUGAAAGCCUUGUUUUGUGUUGGAAACAAAAUUGCCUUAUGGUCUGAAAAUGCUCAGAAUCUCUCAGUUGCAUUAAAUCUUAAAAAAGAGUACAAAAUAAAGAAGAUAAAGUCAAGUGGUCUGUAUAUAAUAGCACUUACUAUGAAUGGAGACUUAAUACAGAUUGGACAAGAUUCAUUUUUAAUUAUUCACGAAUGGAAGAAUUAUAACAUAAUUGAUUUUACAUUUAUUAACAAUUCUGCCGAUUUAAAUUUUGAUUUGUUAUUUAUAACAGAAAUUGAUAUAUUUCUUCUUGAACCAAUCAGUUUGACGUUAAAAUUUAAGCUGAAAACAGGCUUUCCAAGUUUUUUAAUUGAAGGUUUAGCAGAUUGUGAGGAUUUAUUUUACCUAGAAGGAGUAAGAGUAGAUAAUUUUGUUGAUACUGUAAGGGUUAAAGCCAUAACUGUGCAUCAUCCAGAAUUUAGGCUUGAAAGGCUUCUUGCAAGGAUGAAAUUUACAGAGGCUGAAGAAUUCGCUAAAAAAUACAACUUACUCGAGAAUGUUAGAAAAUCAAAGGCGCAGUGGUUGAUGGGAGAACUUCAUCUUAACAAAGUCCUGGAAGAGACCCAUUUUUUUUAUACAGAAUUUUUUUCUUUGAUGAACAUAAUAAUGGAUGAUGAGUUUGUUGGUGAAUGUUGCUUGAAAGUAACACCUCCAGAUAUAAUAAAAACUAAAGAUGUCGUGGAAUAUGCAUGGAACAGACUAUCAACAUUACCAAAAAAAAAUCCAAAUGUAAUAAAUCUACUUAAAUUAUUAAAACAACUUUUGAAUGCAGUGAGUUCAUUCUUGUUGAUUUAUGGCGAAUCUGGUAGUUCUGAGGAGUGGCUGAAUUUUUCUACAAAAAGUCCUUUCAUCAUUUGCCAAGAAUUUUUGUCUAAAGGUCAAAUAAGGGAAGCCAUUAUAAUCUGUAAGCGCAAUGAAUUGCAAAUGAAAAGCGUGCUUUCAACUGAAACCGAAAAGCCUUAUUCAUUAUUUGAAGUUAUAUCCUCGGAUGUUUCUGUGGAAGAAUGUUUAGAAUGGCUUAAUUGCUAUUUACCUAUUGUAUUAUCUAAUCAUUCACAAUUGUUGGAUAAAGUUAUCAACUGGAUAAUAAAAAAGGCUAAAUAUAUUGAGCACCAAAAUCUUGAUUUGUGGCCAAGAAAAGCUUUAGAAUUUUCACAACAAUGCUCUGUUAUGUUGAGAAAUAUAAUAAACAGUGACAUAAUAGAAGACAACUUUUCUCUUCACCAAGGGAUAAGCUUACCAAGUUCUCCAAUAAAUAUAUUGAACGAAUUUUCAUUUAAUCUUCAUAAUCUGUGCAUUUUAAAAGAGGAAUUUGCCAUCCAUAUUGAAUAUGACAGUUAUAUACAGUAUCAAGAUAGUCAGCAACGGAUGGUGUUUUUACAUUUAUUAUUUGAUUAUGUACCGAAACAUUUGAUUCCUACUUUUGUUGAAAAUUUUAUUAACAUCAUGUUUGUAGACCAAUGCAAAGAUAUUGAUAAAAUAAUUGCCAACUAUAUUAGAAGACAGAGUCGUGAUUUAUAUAUCAGUAAUCAUUCUUGGGAGGAGGGAAGGUGUGUCACAUAUAUAGAAUGUAUUAAGGAUUUGUCUGAAAAAUUAAAUAUCAUACAAUUUAUUCUACCAAAAGUGUCUAUACCUCUUAGUAGUGAUAUUGAGAAUCUAAUUGAAAAAAUAAAACAUCACAAUCAUCCUCUAGUCAUUCAUGUUUUGAAAGAAGUAAGUGAUUUAUCUAAAAAAGCUAUACUCAAGAAAUAUGGAUUUCAAUAUAAAUCUAUUGACAUAGACGAGAUAGAUACAUGUGCUCUUCGAAUAUUUGAAAAUAGUGGAGAAGACGGCUUGGAAGAUGUUAAACUUCUUCUAAAUACUGGGAGUACAACGUUGAAUAUCGAACCUUACAGGGCAAUGUGGAUGAUAGCAAUUAAUAAAGGGUCUGCACAACGCGCAUUUUCUAUAAUAAAAGAUGAGAUUCCACCGAAUAAAAUAAUAUUACUAUGCAAAAGUAUGGUUGAAUACAUACAUUUAAGUUUGAAGAUGCGAACAAGUUGUGAUGAAAUCAACAAUUGUAUACUAGCUCUUGACAAUAUUAUUUCUUACUGCACUUGUGAAGGAAGUGUAGAGUCAAGAACUAUUGUAGAUUUUGCACAGAAUGUCAUAGCUAUUCACAAAAUCCAAUUAUUUGAUAAAAAAACAUUCAACAUGGAUAAUAUGUAUGGUGUUCACAAAGGAUCCGUUCUAGAAUUUUGCGUUUCACACUUAACAGAAGACGUUCCAAAAAACAUUAUUCCUACUGAAAAUUGUGAAUUUGUACUUUUAUUGAAAAAGCGAGUAUCACAAAUAGCCUCUGACUUACAAUUGAAAUUUGAGAAAUGCAUUUUAGAAUUAACAUCACAAUGCGUCAUAAAAGGGAAAAUUCACUGUGCCACUUUUUUUAUCCAAUUGUUGAAAGAGAAUAAUUUUCUUGACUCUAGCCCAAGAGAAGUUUCAAAACUUUUAGAAUUAAUAUUAGAUAUUUAUUGUCAAGCACCAGAUAAAGAUGAAGAAGUUGCAAGCGUUUUGUUAGAUAUAGCCAGUUCAUUGAUUAUUUCAUGCGCAUCAAUGGACAUAAAAAGGAACAUAGAUAUGCUAACAAUCUGCAAGUUAUUUGUCAUUCCGCUUCAAAAACCCGAAUGGUCUACUAUUUAUGAAGAUCCUUUUGAAGUGCAUCAAUUAUUUUUGACUCCUGCAGUUGGGAAUUCACUAUUAAAUUGUGUACGGAAUGUACCAGCAAAAGUUGAUAAUGCUGAGUUAAAUAAUGACUUAGAGAAAAUUCUGCAAGCAAUACCAAAUGAUUUAAUUUCAUUCAACUAUAUGUAUGCAUUAACUUGGCUACUUUUAAAGCAAGGCGAAGUAGAUCUAAAAACGUUGAAGAAAAUUUCAAAAAUAGCAUCACUAAAAGCGUCUGCAAUAAUUUUGAACAUGCUAGCAGCUCGUUCGUUUUCUCUUAACCUUGCUUUAAUUUUAUUACACCAUUUCCAACCAGAACAGGCUGUUCAGUGGCUGAAUAACGUUACAAACAAAAUGAAUGGAGACGAUUUAAAGUGGAAUAAUGCUUUAGGUCUUCUUGGAAAAUAUUAUUAUGGGCUGCGUCAAGAUUUAAAGGAAAGUGAUAUGUUAAAUUAUUUUAACGAAAUUUAUAUCAUGUCGUCUUGGGGCAUGAAAAUUGUGAAUUAUGGGAUUCCGUCUAAAGAGGCAUGUUGUGACGGUGUUGAUGGCAGAAAGAAGUUAUUAAAAAAAUUAAUUGCUACGCCUGGAAUAGAAAUGGAUGUAUUACAACAGUACUGCAUUGAUAUGAAAUUGGAUAUCCAAAAAUGUUUGCUAUUUUAUCUAGAACAUGUAUUACUAUCAUGGAAACCAAUUUUUUCUGUUACAAAGAAUAAAGUAGGAAAAACCGUUUUGGUUUUUGAAAAUGACACAAAAGAACUACUAACAAUAUGUCAAAGAAUUGUUUAUCAAAUUGGAAAUGAAGACAAUCUUACUAAAUUGCUACUUCAGACGAUUUGGGAUCAGGUAAAUACAUACUAUUAUGAGGUUUUUCUUGUGAUAUUGGAAAUUGUCCCAACAAAGUUUUGUGUGAAACUUCAAAAGUAUAAAUUAAUUCUAAAUUUUUUACUAGUGUAUACCAGAGUUGGGGAAAUUCAGGAAAGUGAAGAAAAUGAAUGGUUUGCCCUAAAUCCUUCAAAUCAGACACUUCCAGAAAUAGCCAAGUAUCGCCUUCCAUUAAAUAAAUUUCCUUGUGAUGUUGUGAAGACAAUGAAAACAGAAUUUACUUUGGAAACUUAUAACAUUUGGCUGACAGCCCCUAUUUGGACUCCAAACACCCAAAAUCAAGAUCUAAUUUGUUCAUUCACAAUUACUAAUCUUAAAAAUGAAGAUUCUCACACAAAUUCAAAUACUUGGCAGUUAAGUAGUAGAAAAAAAGAUUUAUUAGAGAAAAUUAAAGAGUGUCUUGACCAUAUUAAAAGUUUUGAAACUGCAGUCGCUGCUCUCUACUUUGUUGUCAAUCAUGUAAUGCCACCAGGAAUUGACCAGGUUCAAGCAGCUCAGUUGUGUUUUAUGAAGGCAGAGCAGUGGGCAGAAAAUGAACGUUCUGAAAAAGCAAUUGUAGGGAGGGCUAGGGCUGAGAAAAAAUAUCUCACUGUUUCAACAACACACAUUUUACAUAAAUAUGGAUUGGGCAAACCAGAAUACAUAAAACUAGCUCUUCAGCCUGCAAAUUUAAUUAGUGUUUUGUACCAUGAUCCAUCUUUAUUGGAAGAUUCGUUGUCUAUUAAACCCGAUAUCAACAAGGCUGUUGAGUGUAUAACAGCCCUCCAUAGUGUAAACAUUGCAAAUGUCACAUUGGAAUUAUUGACAAAGUGGCUUGACGCUGAAAAUAAGGAAUCUAGUAUUGAUUACUUUUUAGUUGAUAGUAAAUGUAAAAUUGUGACUACACAAUAUUCAGAUAAUGUCAAGCGUGCUUGUUAUUUAUUACUUGGAAGUAAAGAACUGAGCAAAGUUGAGAGUUACCUCAUUGGGGUUGUUUUUACAAGAAAUCAUGAAGAAAACCGUAAACCUGUUGGUAUUAGAUUAAGAGCACUCCAAUGCCUUACAGCUAUCACCACAGCUGAAAAACUUCAGUUGAUAACUGCAAGAUCUAUUGAAGCAAUAAAAAGUCACAUGAAAGUAUUAGAAAUAGUGUACCAACUAGAAUUGUAUGGAUAUUCGUAUACGAUUAAAGGUUUUGAACUCACUUCAAAAGAAGCCAUGGUCUCAAACCUUUUGAAGAAGCCUACCAAUGGAAAAUUAAGACUUGCAGCAUAUAUCGCUCGUUGCUACAAAAUAAAUAAACCUGAAAUAUGGGAUGAUAUUGCACAGAAAAUGGUAACCUUACUAAUGACAACCGACUUGGAAAUUUUGUUGCCCCAUUUUGAGGAAAUGAUGAUAAACCAACAUACUACUAAACUCAUAUGGGCCCGACUAAUUGAAACAGCCAUGUCUUCUGAAGACAGUGAUAAAGUCAUAGAUUUGGUGGAAAAAUCCCCUGACUCUUCCUACUUGAAUGUUAAAGCUUUAUUACAGUAUUUCAGAAAAAAACAAAAUCAGACAGCAAUAAAAUAUCUGAUGAGCUUCACUAAAGACUAAUAUAUUUUAAUAGCGUGCAUUAUAUAUAUGAUUACUUUUACUUUUGCAUAUUUGUUGAUAUUAUAUUUUUUAUAUACUGUAAUAGGUGCAUA
This is a messenger RNA of Cimex lectularius (bed bug), 6174 nucleotides long. RefSeq lists its product as uncharacterized. The record is from RefSeq and is a predicted model, not a curated record. Bases 224 to 6082 code for a protein of 1952 amino acids. Gene Ontology annotation, molecular function: small GTPase binding. Gene Ontology annotation, biological process: protein localization to kinetochore involved in kinetochore assembly; mitotic spindle assembly checkpoint signaling; mitotic sister chromatid segregation. Gene Ontology annotation, cellular component: cytoplasm; RZZ complex; kinetochore microtubule. The transcript has 39 exons. NCBI's taxonomy places the organism in Eukaryota, Metazoa, Arthropoda, Insecta, Hemiptera, Cimicidae.